Molecule: messenger RNA, 357 nt
Organism: Peronospora belbahrii
Lineage: Eukaryota; Oomycota; Peronosporomycetes; Peronosporales; Peronosporaceae
Source: the annotation of a GenBank genome assembly
AUGUUUGCUUCACGAAUGCUUCGAAUGGCAGUAACAAAAACAUCGACGGGUUUAGUGGGACUUAAAGUAAACCCAAAUGCUCGUCAAGAUCUUAUUACUAUCUACCGCCGGACGUUAGAGGAAGUCAAAAUUCUUCCACCUGAGGCCAAGAAUUACCGUAAUGCGGUAGAAGAAAUCACCAAGUAUCGUCUUAAUGUGGUAGAGACCAAUGUGGAUGAGGACGUUAUUGAGCGCAAGAUUAAUUGUGGACAGCUCGAAGAACUGAUUGAACAAGCUGAGGAUGAACUGAGUGUUAUUCCCGUGUACAUUGAACACAAACUGUGGGAAAGUCCCAUCGAGGCCGCACAACAAUCGUAG